AUGGCACAGCUUGGUACCUGCGUGGCCCUCACAUAUACGUCCUACCACCUCAACCGUGUAGAGUACUACAGACACGCAAUUCUCAACUCAAUGGUCAAAAAGAGGAGCAAAUCCAAGGGUACCAAGACCACAUCUGCCCACCGAGCCAAUGGAAUCACUGCGCCUUGCACAUCGACCCACGUACCGGUGUUGCUCAUGCCAGUGCCAACUGAUGACCCCGGCGGAGAUGGCGAAUGGAGCACGGAAAGCAAGUCAAUGAUGCAGGAACAGGAACAACCCAGGAAAGCAAAGGGACUUCGCACUUUGUGCAAGACUGAGAAGAGGCAAGUCGCUCACGGCUCUGAGGGAGUCGAUCCCUGGUCGCCAAUCAUUGAGAUCCAGUGUUGCCGUUCGCUGAGGCUGAAGGGAUGGCCCCUGGCUGCUCGGCCUCUUUAUCUUGGGACGGGUGGAAUGCUGAGGGAUAAUAUGCUCUCUCCUUCAUCGUCAAAUCUCAUGCCGCAAAUGGUCUCACCCUACGCCUCGGUCAUCCCAAAAUCAGGGACUUGGGGUCCUCAGGGUCUACGGACUCUGUUGAAAGUUCAUGGCUCAGUAACUCAGGACACCGCUGCAACUGGCCAUUGCAGGUCCCUUGGCUUCUCCUGGGCGAUUCCGCCGAGCCAUCGUUCCUGGGCAAACACGCAGUCUGAAUGGUCGAGUGUUUCCAGGCUUUUCGCCAUCUUCCUGACCCCUGAAGGGCUUGACAGCCAGCCAACACUGUUUAACUCCAUCGUUUUGCAUUACUAG
Messenger RNA from Colletotrichum lupini, 783 nucleotides. RefSeq lists its product as uncharacterized. The transcript is spliced from 8 exons. Lineage: Eukaryota; Fungi; Ascomycota; Sordariomycetes; Glomerellales; Glomerellaceae. Bases 1 to 783 code for a protein of 260 amino acids. The record is from RefSeq and is a predicted model, not a curated record.